Nelumbo nucifera (sacred lotus) is the source of this 1848-nucleotide messenger RNA. Its product is annotated as serine carboxypeptidase-like 42. The record is from RefSeq and is a predicted model, not a curated record. Lineage: Eukaryota; Viridiplantae; Streptophyta; Magnoliopsida; Proteales; Nelumbonaceae. Gene Ontology annotation, biological process: proteolysis. Gene Ontology annotation, molecular function: serine-type carboxypeptidase activity.
GGACAUCUCUUGUCCGAGAUUCACGUGCCCAUCUUGACAAUUUUGAUUCUAUUAUAACUCUGUUCCAUUGCCUUCCCAAUUUCUCUGUUAUAUAUAGAAUUAUCAAACAUGAUUGUAAUGAUUCUGGGUAGAACGCAGAGGACGUAUUGAGAUUUUUCUUUCCUUUUUUGUUUGUCUAUCUAUUUAAACUCUUUUUGUUCAGUAAGAUGAGCAGAUUUUGGUUUUCUAGGUUAGUUCUUCUGGGGUUGGCAGUUUUGAUUUGCGUUGUUGAUGGGUACCCAGUUGAGCAUUUGGUGUCGAAAUUGCCUGGUCAACCGAAGGUUGAUUUUCGGCAGUUUGCUGGGUAUAUUGAUGUAGACGAGAAGGCUGGGAGGAGUUUGUUUUACUAUUUUGUUGAAGCAGAGGGGGAACCAGAGAAGAAGCCCCUUACUCUUUGGCUGAAUGGAGGCCCAGGUUGUUCCUCAGUUGGUGGGGGUGCUUUUACAGAGUUAGGUCCAUUUUUUCCCAGAGGUGAUGGCCGGGGUCUUAGAAGAAACACAAAAUCAUGGAACAAAGCAUCAAACCUUCUUUUUGUGGAAUCUCCUGCUGGGGUUGGAUGGUCAUACUCAAAUACCACCUCAGAUUAUACUUGUGGGGAUGCAUCUAGUGCUAGGGAUAUGCACAUGUUCCUGAUGAAGUGGUUUCAGAAAUAUCCAGAAUACAAGUCCAGAGAUCUGUUUCUAACUGGAGAAAGCUAUGCAGGGCAUUAUAUACCACAGUUGGCCAAUGUUCUACUGGACUACAACGAACAUUCAACUGAUUUCAAGUUUAACAUCAAAGGAGUAGCUAUUGGGAAUCCACUUCUCAAGCUUGAUAGGGAUAUCCCUGCAACCUACGAGUUCUUUUGGUCACAUGGGAUGAUUUCUGAUGAAAUUGGCCUUACCAUCAUGAAUGAAUGCAAUUUCGAUGAUUAUGUUUUCAGCAACUCCCACAAUGUGAGCCAAUCCUGCAACCAAGCUAUUGCUGGUGCAAAUCAGGUGGUUGGUGAUUAUAUAAACAAUUAUGAUGUGAUCCUCGAUGUCUGUUAUCCAUCAAUAGUAGAGCAGGAGUUGAGAUUGCGGAAAUUGGCUACCAAGAUUAGCAUAGGAGUUGAUGUUUGCAUGAGUUAUGAGAGGCGUUUCUACUUCAACCUUCCAAGAGUCCAGCAGGCACUUCAUGCAAAUCGGACCAAUUUACCAUAUGGCUGGUCAAUGUGCAGCAAUAUACUGAAUUACAAUGAAACCGACGGUAACAUCAGUAUCCUCCCAUUGCUUAAAAGGAUAAUCAAACACCAUAUACCCGUCUGGGUUUUCAGUGGAGAUCAAGAUUCUGUUGUGCCACUUCUGGGCUCCCGUACUCUUGUCCGUGAACUUGCCCAUGACCUGAACUUUGAGGUGACAGUCCCAUAUGGAGCUUGGUUUCACAAAGGACAGGUUGGAGGUUGGGCCACUGAGUAUGGUAAUUUAUUGACUUUUGCCACUGUAAGAGGUGCUGCUCACAUGGUACCUUACGCACAACCAUCAAGAGCCUUGCAUUUAUUCAGUUCAUUUGUCCAUGGAAGGAGAUUGCCAAAUACAACUCGUCCAUCUAUCUACGACUGAGAAGCAAUAAAACCAAUCCUCAUGCCAAUAAUAUACCUUUUCAUAUCUCUCUUAGGUUGUCUUUUUAUUUUCCUUUUUUAUUCUUGGGUUAGGGUUUGGAUUUUGGUUGAUGAAGAGGGAGAACACAGAUUCAAAAUUCUAAAAAUGCAAAGGACCUAAUAAAUUGAUCAAGGAUGAGGAUGUUUGUACUAGUUGUCACCAAUUGUCUAACCAAUGUUUUAACUUUUAA